Molecule: messenger RNA, 1246 nt
Organism: Mytilus trossulus (common blue mussel)
Lineage: Eukaryota; Metazoa; Mollusca; Bivalvia; Mytilida; Mytilidae
Exons: 1
Coding region: 41-1246 (401 amino acids)
Molecular function (GO): 3'-5'-RNA exonuclease activity
Source: RefSeq, a predicted model, not a curated record
UUAAAACUGGGGUCUAAUAACAUUAGAUUCUGGUAGUGUAAUGAGUUUCGGGUUUAACAGAAUCGCACAUGAAACUGCAGCAACUAUUACCAAGGUGACACAAGGUCAUUUGUCGGAGUUAUCUGGUUUAAAUGUCGCAAAGAAAUCUAUUCCCCCUCAACACGUAAGAGAAAAUGCUGCUGAUUAUGUUGCUCGUUCACUGGAAAAACUUGCUUACACAAUGAGUGAUAGAGCUAGCAAUGAAAACCUUGCUAACACAUUGUUAAAUGCAUGGCGAGACGAAGUAUUGCUGAACUUUGAACUGAAUGAUGACAAGCAAACUGUUCAUAGUUUCCAUUGUAUGGCACAUGUUUUGUUAGGGUUCCAUAGUUACGUUAAACCUGAACUUAAACAAUUGGAAACGAAACUUGUUGAAGUUCAUGGUCCUAUUGGAAGAGAUUCACUUCCUGUUUUCAAAUUUUGGAGCAAGAAAGAAUUGGUUAUUGAACGUGUAUUGAGAACAACAGCUGAUGUUUUUGGACCUGUAGGUGACCAUCAUGGUGUACGCGAUCGAUGGGAAUCGCACUGCUCAAGUUUAGGCAUAAAAUCUCUAAUUGGAAACUACAAAGAUAAUCGCUUCAAUGCACUCUUUGAAACUGCUGCUGAGGUAUUUAAGCACAAAGAAGACUUUUUGGUGCUUUUGGACACUGUAAAAAAUCUUAACUUAAAACUUAAAUCGGUUAAGGAAGAUCUCCAAUCAGUCGUUGUGUUAGCUAUGCUGCAAUGUUUUGGACUAUUUUACUUAAAACUUACAGGACCAUAUUGGAAUCUUAUCUCAUGUGGUAAAGUGGCCUAUUUAGAACUGUAUCCACAUGUCAUAGCAAUCAAGAGUUUCCUUGAAAACUGUGUUGAAGAUCCUGCUUUAAUGCUAAACCAGGAUUGUCAUUGGUCUGCUGAAGAUCCUCUUCAAAUACACAUUGUACCUCAUUAUGAUAUUUAUGUUGCAAGUCUUUUUACCUUGCAAGAAGAAACCCGUCAACUGUUGUUCGAUUUGAUUAAGCUCGUUGCUGCCGGUAUGAUUAAAUGUGUUGAUAAACAACUAGUUGAUUUUCUUCCUGGAGGUAAAUUAUAUAGUGCUGAUACUGGGAUUGAACUAAAUCGCACUAAAUUUGCCCACGUCACUAAUCUAGCUUGUGAACACCAUUUUGGUGACCUUGAUAGUAGCCAAAGAAGGCGUCCUAGAACAUCAAUGCACCAUCAGGCCUAA